Molecule: messenger RNA, 4691 nt
Organism: Ornithorhynchus anatinus (platypus)
Lineage: Eukaryota; Metazoa; Chordata; Mammalia; Monotremata; Ornithorhynchidae
Product: contactin-3
Exons: 23
Coding region: 247-3336 (1029 amino acids)
Biological process (GO): brain development; cell-cell adhesion
Molecular function (GO): cell-cell adhesion mediator activity
Source: RefSeq, a predicted model, not a curated record
CCCGCCUCUCGCCUACCCGUCCGUCCCUCCCUCCCUUCCCUGCUCGCGGCUUCGGUAGGCGAAGCGCUGCGCUCCCCCGCCCCGGCUGCGGGCGAAGCGAGGCGCUGCGCCGCGGGAUCGGAGCGGGCGUGGGGCUGUUAUUGCUGCAGCUGCCCCGGGGACGAGAUUAAAGGAUUUACUUGGAAGACAAAUUAUUCUAUUCAUUAGAGACUGGACAAAAGUUUCUCUGGCUUUUGGUAAUUAAAGAUGCUGUUGCUGUGGAAACAGUUGUUCCUGCUUUCAUUUAUUGGCUGUCUUGGAGAUGAUGUGGAAUUACAAGGCCCAGUGUUCAUCAGAGAACCCAGUCACCAUAUUUUCCCAGUUGAUUCAGGGGAUAAAAAAAUAACUCUACAUUGUGAAGCCAGAGGCAAGCCUACACCACAUUACAGGUGGCAGCUGAAUGGAAGUGACAUUGAUCUAAGUAUGAAUUAUCGCUACAAGUUGAAUGGAGGAAAUCUUGUGGUUCUUAAUCCAAAUAUAAAUUGGGAUACUGGAAUAUACCAAUGCUUUGCAAUUAAUUCAUUUGGAACAAUUGUCAGCAAAGAAGCCAAACUCCAGUUUGCUUAUCUUGAAAGCUUUAAAACUAAAUUAAAACGUACAGUAUCCGUCCGAGAAGGGCAGGGUGUUGUGCUGCUUUGUGGACCCCCACCUCACUCUGGAGAGCUUUCCUACGCUUGGAUCUUCAAUGAAUAUCCAACAUUUGUUCAAGAAGGUAGACGGCUAUUUGUUUCUCAAGAGACCGGGCACCUUUAUAUAGCCAAAGUGGAACCAUCUGAUGUAGGAAAUUACACCUGUGUUGUGACGAGUACUGUAACAAACAGCCAAGUGUUUGGUUCCCCCACUCCUUUGGUGUUACGCACUGAUGGUGUUAUGGGUGAAUAUGAACCAAAAAUAGAGGUUCAGUUUCCAGAAACACUUCCAGUAGCUAAAGAUUCAACUGUCCAGUUGGAAUGCUUUGCCCUUGGAAAUCCUGUGCCUCAGAUUAGCUGGAGAAGAAGUGAUGGGCUGCCAUUUUCCAGUAAAAUAAAAACAAUGAAAGCAAAUGGAAUUCUUGAAAUUCCCAACUUCCAGCAGGAAGACUCAGGCUCAUAUGAGUGCAUCACUGAAAAUUCCAGAGGAAAAAAUAUUGCCAAAGGACGCCUCACCUAUUACGCUAAACCUCACUGGCUUCAAAUAAUACAGAAUGUUGAAGCUACAAUGGAGGAGAAUCUAUACUGGGAAUGUAAGGCAAGUGGAAAGCCCAAACCGUCUUACAGGUGGCUGAAGAAUGGAGAAACCCUGGUGGUAGAGGGGAGAAUCCAAAUUGAGAAUGGAGCACUCACGAUUACAAGCCUAAACCUAACAGACUCUGGCAUGUAUCAGUGCAUAGCUGAAAACAAACAUGGACUGAUGUAUUCUAGCGCUGAGCUCAAAGUUCUCGCUUUUGCUCCAGAUUUUUCUAAGAACCCAAUGAAGAAGUUAAUUCAAGUUCAAGUAGGCAGCCUGGUUAAUUUUGAGUGUAAACCAAAAGCUUCUCCUAAGGCAGUUUAUUCCUGGAAGAGAGGAGAUGAGCUACUCCAUGAAAAUGCAAGAAUAACUAUUUUAAAAGAAGGAGAACUCAGAAUAGCAAAUGUGACUAAAUUGGAUAUUGGAACUUAUACCUGUGUGGCAGAGAACCAGUUUGGAGUAGCAAGUAGCACAACUAAACUAAUAGUUGCAGAGCCAACUAGGAUAAUUUUGGGACCAUCAAACAUGGAUGUUUCCGUUGGAGAGAGUGUGAUCUUGCCUUGCCAAGUUCAGUAUGAUCCCCUACUAGACAUUAUGUUCACGUGGUAUUUAAAUGGAGUUCCUGCAGAUUUUAAAAAAGACGGAUCUCACUUCGAAAAAGUAGGUGGGAGUUCAGCCGGUGAUUUGAUGAUUAGAAAUGUCCAGCUAAAGCAUGGUGGAAAGUAUGUCUGUAUGGUCGAGACGGGAGUAGACAGUGUUUCAUCAUCAACAGACCUUAUUGUUCGAGGUUCACCUGGACCCCCAGAAAGUCUGAAAGUGGAUAAAAUAACAGACACCAAAGUCCAAUUGUCAUGGAAAGAGGGAAUAGAUAACUAUAGUCCAAUCACAUUCUACACAAUUCAGGCCAGGACGCCUUUCUCUGUGGGCUGGCAGAGAGUCGCAACAGUGCCAGAGGUCAUUGAUGGGAAAACGUUGACAGCAACUGUAGUAGAUUUAAACCCUUGGGUGGAAUACGAAUUCCGUGUUGUAGCUAAUAACAAAAUUGGAGGUGGAGAACCUAGUUCACCCUCAACAAAAGUAAGAACUGAAGAGGCAGCUCCAGAAGUACCCCCAUCUGAAGUAAGUGGUGGAGGAGGCAGUAGAUCUGAACUGGUUAUUACAUGGGAUCCCGUGCCUGAAGAGUUACAAAAUGGUGAAGGUUUUGGAUAUGUUGUUGCCUUCCGACCCCUUGGCCUUUCAACAUGGAUUCAGACAGUGGUUACAUCUCCAGAUACACCAAGAUAUGUCUUUAGGAAUGAGAGCAUUUUAUCAUUUUCACCGUAUGAAGUAAAAGUUGGUGUUUAUAAUAACAAAGGGGAAGGGCCAUUUAGCCCAGUGGCUACUGUAUUUUCUGCAGAAGAGGAGCCUGCCAUAGCCCCAUCUGGUGUCUUUGCAAAUAGCAUUUCGUCUUCAGUAAUUGAGGUUUCCUGGAAUGCCAUUCCUUGGAAAAGGAGCAGUGGACGGCUUUUGGGUUAUGAGAUACGGUACUGGACAAAUGGAGAAAGAGAAGGCUCAACCAACAGAGUCAAAGUUGCAGGGAAUGAGACAUCAGCGAGACUCCGAGGCCUGAAGAGCAAUUUAACAUAUUAUACAGCUGUACGAGCAUACAACAGUGCUGGCUCAGGACCCUUUAGUGCUACAGUUAAUGCCACCACAAAGAAAAUGCCUCCCAUCCAGCCACCCGGAAAUGUUGUAUGGAAUGCAACGGACUCUAAGGUAUUACUGAGCUGGGAACAAGUAAAAGCAAUGGAAAAUGAGUCGGAAGUAACUGGAUAUAAAGUUUUCUAUUGGACCAGCAGCCAAAGUAGCAUGAAAGUGCUGAACACAAAUAAAACAUAUGCCGAACUUUUCCUGCCUACCGACGAAGACUAUACUAUUGAAGUAAAGGCAAAAACUGAUGGUGGAGAUGGAACUAAUAGUGAACAGAUCAGGAUUCCAAGACGUACAAGUCAGAACUCCAGAGGAUCAAGUGCCCCCUUCAUGAGGGUCUCCCUUUUCCCAACCUGCAUACCAAUAGUAAUCUUCGUUAUUGUUCAUGUUGCCUUCUGGUGAUUGAUGUUUUCUUUCCCUGCAACGGUUGGUUACAAAAAAGUGCUUUCUCAAAUGCAGUGGUUAUGCAUGGUUUUCUCCUACUCUGUUUUUAAAAGGUUUCUAUUUCAUUGUUCUUUAAAAUAUGAAUACAACACAAAACAUGAGUAAGUCCUUUUAAGGAAUCUGAAAUGCCUUAAUACCUAAUUGAUGAACCAAAGGAAUUUAAGAAUUACAUCCAUCAGACAUAUUCUAAAAAUGUUAAGAGUAAAAGCAUUAUCCAAAAAUGGAGAGCCUCACAAAAGCUUAGAAGCACUUUUUCUUAAGCCAAGCACUAUUUUUCCAGUAAAACUGCAUUGUUUUGAGAAUUUCAUGAGGUGUUUGUAUUGAGAUGCUAUUAUUGAAAUUGACAGAAAAAUCUAUGUUUAUGUAAAAUGAUCUCCAUUUUGAUGGCAAACCUUGAAUAGAUUUGACUACUUAAAAGCAGUGUGCUUACAAGUUGUAUUUUUUCAAAGUGCGCAUACUGUGUUCUUUACUAUGUGAUGUUUUCGCUAUUAACUUAAUUACAUUACAAGAUGAGUAUUUCCAUAUGUUGUGAUUCCUAUGAGAGAAGAAAUUACUCUGUUGUUUCUCUGUAAACAGCGCUUUAAGUAUUAGUGAAACCGUUUGUAAAAUGUGCAAUGACCUGACUCCAAACCUAAAUCUUUAUACAAAACCUAAGAAGUUCUUUCCCAAUUCCCAUUAGAAAUCUCCCUCUACCUUUCCCGCCACCCAUCUUUCCUCACCAGUAUGUCUAUCAGUCUUGUUGGGGCUGACGUUCCAGAUGCAGAGUGCAUUUCACACAACUCCAGGACUGUGGUAAUGCUGGAGAUUUCAAUGGUGAUGAUGUGAUCUUUCAGAAUCUGGUAUUAAAGAGAUUAUUCCAAUCCCAUUUUCAUAGCAAAUGUAAAGAAUAUAUAAAAUGGGUACAUUGGCUUCAAAUUUCUUCAAAUAUAUAUAUAUAUUUUUUACUUCCUAAGUUCCCAUUAGUAUGACAGUUUACAGGGUCUUAUAGAUCUGUACUUUCAGUUAUUUUGAUUUAUAAACCUAUCAGAAUGUUAAAAACAAACAUCAAUAAGGAUAAAGAUUUGUAAAAUUCUUUUAUUUCCUUGGAAAAUUUUUGUGACUAUUUAAGGAUGAAAUUUAAGACAAUGGUAUAUUAAAAUGAGAAAAAAUGCCAACUCUUUAAGCAAGGUCUGUAUAUGUUGUAUAUACGUAAAAUAUAUAUAUAUAUAAAUGGAUAGUUGCUUUUCCUAUUGGCUGACAAUGAAUGUUUCCAAACAGUUGCAGACUGGGGAAGUAAAAUUUCUCAAUAAAUAUGUUUUCCAUGCUACAUGUAA